UAUGUCGAAGAAUCAACAUAUCAAACUGUAGAAGCAUUCGCUACAACAGCUGCAAAAAUAGCAAUAACACAAUGUCAUGUUAACAAAGUUACAGUUCGGGUGGAAAAACCAAGUGCUCUGGUCUUCGCUGAAUCCGCUGGAAUCGAAAUUACUAGAAGUCAGUCAUAUUUUGCAAAUGAGACCAGGCAUAUUUCACAACCUCAUUUAAAUCCUUUAAACGGAAAAAAUUUCGGAAAUACGCGUUCAACGAUCCCUGAACGAGCUGAAGCAAUAAAAACUUCACUCCCCAAAGGAUAUAAUCAUUUUGCUUUUAUUGGACUUGGAUCUAAUAUGGGUGAUUGUGUUAAAAAUAUCAACGAUGCUUUACAACAGUUAGAAACUAUAUGUAAAUGUAAAGUAUUGGAUACAUCAUUUUUAUAUGAAACUUCACCGAUGUAUGUAACAGAUCAACCUAAUUUCUUGAAUGCCGCAUGCAAG
Messenger RNA from Racocetra persica, 477 nucleotides. The record is from the annotation of a GenBank genome assembly. Lineage: Eukaryota; Fungi; Glomeromycota; Glomeromycetes; Diversisporales; Gigasporaceae.